UCAUCUGAAUCGUAGAACGCAAAACUUUCUAUACCAAAUAUUAUAGUGUCGUUUUCAGUUCCAAUCUCCGUGUUAAAAUAAGUUUAUGUAGCUUAUAAAUCCUAACAAUUCGUUAUCGCCCUUUCCAGGCAAAAAUCAACAAUUCUACAUCAUUUUAGGUCAAUUGGGUCAACAGAAAUCCUUCUGGCUUGUGGCGAUUCUCGUCUGAAGAUAAGUUAGUACAGAAGUUUAGUUAUAGCAGAUGUGGUGUGGUUCAUAAAGUGGACAUGUAUUUCUUCAACAAUAAUAAUCGGAACUCCGAUGUCAAAGUUCAAAUUGUGCCUAUGCAGGCUAAAACAUUAACACAUCUCCCGAAGAGGCCUAAAGUGGAUUUGGCAUUCUCAGAUCUAUCAUACACUGUGAUCCAGGGGUCAAAACCCAAGACAAUCCUGAAAGAUGUGGGUGGACACUUCCGGUCUGGGGAGUUGACAGCAAUUAUGGGACCUUCAGGAGCUGGCAAAUCGACAUUGUUGAAUAUUUUGACAGGUUACAAGACGGAAGGAAUGAAAGGACAAAUUCUCAUGAAUGAUUCUCCCAGGGACAUUAGCCGCUUCAGAAAAUUAUCUGCCUAUAUUAUGCAAGAUAAUCAGUUACACGGUAAUUUGACAGUGGAUGAGGCAAUGAAUGUGGCUGCCAAGCUGAAGAUCGGCAGCAAAAGCCGCACAGAAAAGGAGAAAAUUAUAAACGAAAUUUUGGACACCCUAGGGCUGAUCGACCACAGGAGAACGAUGACCAGUGGUCUCUCCGGAGGACAGAAAAAAAGGAUGUCGAUUGCGCUCGAGUUAGUAAGCAAUCCUCCUGUGAUGUUUUUCGACGAGCCAACCAGCGGACUGGACAGCUCUUCAUGUUUCCAAUGCAUAUCUCUACUGAAAACCCUGGCCGCUGGCGGCCGGACCAUAAUCUGUACAAUCCACCAGCCUUCCGCUCGACUCUUCGAGAUGUUCGACCAACUGUACACCUUGGCCGACGGUUACUGCGUGUACCAAGGUUCCACGAAACAGUUGGUGCCGUUUUUGGGCACCCUAGGCCUACAAUGUCCCUCCUACCACAACCCGGCCUCGUACAUCAUCGAAGUGGCUUGUGGGGAGUACGGAAACCAUAUCAGAAAAUUAGAAAACGCCAUCGGCAACGGUAAGAACGAUAUCAGGGACGGGAUGGCCUUCCCAGACUUGAAAGCCGUAGAAGGGCUCAACAACACGAACGAAUGGAACAAUGGUAACGGAAAUAUCAACCCACCUGUGUACGGUUUCAACGAAAACAUUGCCGUUGAUAAGAAGAUUGAAAAGAGCGUUGCACCUAUAGCAAACGAAAAGGAGAAUGCCACAGUGGAAACAACUCUCCUCGACGAAGUUGUACCCAAAAACCAGCCCCGUUAUGGAAAUUCCGAAUUCCAACAAUUCUUCAUCAUCCUCAAACGUGCUUUACUCUUCAGUAGAAGAGAUUGGACUCUUAUGUACCUCCGAUUGUUCGCUCACAUCCUCGUGGGUAUUUUAAUCGGUGCCCUUUACUUCAAAAUUGGAAACGAUGGUGGAAAAGUUUUGAGUAAUCUUGGAUUCUUGUUCUUCAACAUGCUGUUCCUCAUGUACACAUCGAUGACCAUCACAAUUCUUUCGUUCCCUCUUGAAAUGCCUGUUUUACUGAAAGAACAUUUCAACAGAUGGUAUUCCCUGAAGUCGUAUUAUCUGGCGAUAACAAUAUCCGAUAUACCUUUCCAGACUGUGUGCUGCGUUCUUUAUGUAACAAUUGUUUACUUUAUGACAUCACAACCUAUGGAUUCGGCAAGAUAUGGCAUGUUUUUGUUAGCUUGCCUUUUGGUAUCUUUUGUAGCUCAGAGUGUGGGUCUGGUCGUUGGUGCUGCUAUGAAUGUACAGAACGGCGUUUUUCUUGCUCCUGUUAUGUCUGUACCUUUCCUACUCUUCUCUGGAUUCUUUGUAUCGUUUGAUGCCAUUCCGAUUUAUCUCAGAUGGAUCACUUACUUAUCGUACAUCAGAUAUGGUUUUGAAGGAACGGCCCUUGCCACUUAUGGUUUCAACAGGACAAAACUUGAAUGCAACCAAGCUUACUGUCAUUUCAAAGAUCCUUCAACAACACUCGAGGAACUAGACAUGCAAAAUUCCCAAUAUUCUCUCGACAUAAUUGCUCUUGUUGUUAUAUUCCUUAUUUUGAGGAUAGCAGCCUUCUUAUUCUUAAGAUGGAAACUGCGAUCCAAUCAUUAAUUUUACGACUGAAAUUAACACUAUAUUAGGAUGUAGGUUUUUUGAAGGUGACAAAAGGUUUAUUUAUGUUUGGUAAAAUUAGAUAAAUUACAUUGUAGGUCCUUUUGAUAAUAACCUUUUCAGACAUAUUUUUCAUAAUAAUGUUGAUACCUUAAUUUUUUAUUCAAUGUUGCAAAUUUUUCAUUGUUGAAUGAUGACAUAACAAUCAGAGAUGCUAAGUUAUAAGGAAUUGAAUUAUCGCGUUGUAUUUUCUACAUAGGUUUAGUUCUUGAGAUUUGUUUGUGUGAUAGAAUGUUAGGUAGGGCUGUGAUUGAAGACAAAAAUGUUAUUUAUAUACAAUUCCGAACUUGCCUGAUGAAUAUUUUGCCAAUUUUAUGAUAUUUCAGAGCCAAAUCGUAUAUUUGUGUUUUUAUAUAAAAAAAAGUAACACAUUUGUAAAAUUAUUGAUGAUUAAAUAUAUAUUGUAAAUUGGAACCAGUACAAGUAAAAAAUUUGAAAUAAA
Harmonia axyridis is the source of this 2757-nucleotide messenger RNA. RefSeq names its product ATP-binding cassette sub-family G member 4. The record is from RefSeq and is a predicted model, not a curated record. Gene Ontology annotation, cellular component: plasma membrane. NCBI's taxonomy places the organism in Eukaryota, Metazoa, Arthropoda, Insecta, Coleoptera, Coccinellidae. Gene Ontology annotation, molecular function: ABC-type transporter activity; ATP binding; ATP hydrolysis activity. The transcript is spliced from 9 exons. Bases 267 to 2255 code for a protein of 662 amino acids.